Molecule: messenger RNA, 737 nt
Organism: Styela clava
Lineage: Eukaryota; Metazoa; Chordata; Ascidiacea; Stolidobranchia; Styelidae
Source: RefSeq, a predicted model, not a curated record
AGUGUUUAAUAUAGUCGAUGUCUAAUAGUGAAUGUUGGGGGAAUGAAUCAAUCCAGACAGGAUAUAUUUGAGUCAUCUCAUUUAUCAACUUUACCUCAAUGUGCAUUGUUUCUGGGACAGAUCGAAGAAGAACUGGAAAAAUGUAGACUGGAAAAUGAAAACAUAUCAACCUUGCUUCACAAUCUGAAAUUUGAGGAAAGUGAUGGAAAAUUGUUACAAGAUUUAAGAAAUGUUGGAAGCCAAUUGAUGAACAUUGAGCAGAAGCCUCCCGAUUGUGUUUUAAAUAUUUUAGUAAAAUAUUUUAUAAUUGCCAAUUCAAAACAUCCAUUCAAAAGAGCAGUAGUAAGUGUACUUCAAAAGGUGAAAAACCCCUCUGCAAGAAAAAGGAUAAUUUUUUAUAUAUCAAAUGGCUUGAACGAUCUUAUAAACACUGUGAAGGAAGGUGUUUCUGCACAAUCUGGAAGACAUAUCAUUGAUGUUUUGUUAGCUUGUUUGGAGAAUUUUAGUCUGGGGAUAGAAUCUCUGAAGGAUCAAUCAAAAAAUGUUUUGUGUUUCAUUGAAGUGUUUCUUGGUUUUUUGCUUCUGGAAUCCAACAACACAAAUGUAGGAUUGGACAAUCUUCAUUUUGACGUAGCUAUAACAUUGAAAUGUUGUGUAUCCAUCAUCAAAAAAUGUAUUUCUAUGGAUUCUAGUUUGGAAAUGAGCAAUGUUGAAACCUUAUUCUACAUAAAUUAGUA